GCCUUACGUCGCGCGGACCUCGCUCCGCGGUGCUGUCUCACCGGUGAGGCCGAGAAGCCGGCGAGUUCCGCACCCUGUCGAACCUGCAGCCCCCCACCUCCCGCCGCCAUGGAGUACCUCAUCGGCAUCCAGGGCCCCGACUAUGUCCUUGUGGCCUCCGACCGCGUGGCCGCUAGCAGUAUUAUCCAGAUGAAGGACGAUCACGACAAGAUGUUUAAGAUGAGUGAAAAAAUCUUGCUGCUAUGUGUUGGAGAAGCUGGAGACACUGUACAGUUUGCAGAGUAUAUUCAGAAAAAUGUGCAACUUUAUAAAAUGCGAAAUGGUUAUGAAUUGUCUCCCACAGCAGCAGCUAAUUUCACACGCCGAAAUCUGGCUGACUGUCUUCGGAGUCGGACCCCGUAUCAUGUCAACCUCCUCCUGGCUGGCUACGAUGAGCAUGAGGGCCCAGCACUCUACUAUAUGGACUACCUAGCAGCCUUGGCCAAGGCACCUUUUGCGGCUCAUGGCUAUGGUGCUUUCCUGACUCUCAGUAUCCUGGACCGAUACUACACACCAACUAUCACACGUGAGAGAGCAGUGGAACUUCUAAGGAAAUGUCUAGAGGAGCUCCAGAAACGCUUCAUCCUGAAUCUGCCAAACUUCAGUGUUCGAAUCAUUGACAAAAAUGGCAUCCAUGAUCUGGACAACAUUUCCUUCCCUAAACAAGGCUCCUAACAUCAUACCCUCCCUCCCACUUGCCAGGGAACUAUUUUUGAUGGGCUUCUUUAUUUUUUUCUACUCUUUUGACGUGCACUCUUCAUAGAUGGUUAAUUAAGAAUAAAUCUGAAUAUGGUUAAAUUGAGCUCUCUGGUUUGAGUCUCAGUUUAGCUAACAUCCCCUCAGAGGGGAAAUGCAGGAAGGAAUUAUUUGCAAUGGACUUUUUGCCGGGACUACCUUCCCUCCUGUCUCCUUCCCUUCAUGAAUGCCCUAGUUGCCCUUUAGCAGCUGGCAGCCUCUCAUUCUAUUUCAGGGCCCAGUAUCCUUUCAAUUUAGCUCUUCAUAUGGCUUGCUUACUAAUGUUUCAUUCACACUAAAACAGUGAUUCUUACUGCCUCUACACUUAAAUAUUUUUAAUUAAUUAGAAUAGGUGACAGGUACUUAGGAAAAAAUGUAAACAGUACAGAUGAAUAGUAAAAAAUGUUUCUUCUGUCUCUAUAAUUUGACCACCUGUUUCCUUUCCCAGAGGACACUUCAGCUACUAAUUUCUUCUCUAUCCUUUAAGCGAUAUGCUAUUCCUAUGUA
Talpa occidentalis (Iberian mole) is the source of this 1281-nucleotide messenger RNA. RefSeq names its product proteasome 20S subunit beta 2 (gene PSMB2). Gene Ontology annotation, cellular component: nucleus; proteasome core complex, beta-subunit complex; proteasome core complex. Bases 109 to 714 code for a protein of 201 amino acids. Gene Ontology annotation, biological process: proteasomal protein catabolic process. Gene Ontology annotation, molecular function: peptidase activity. The transcript has 6 exons. The record is from RefSeq and is a predicted model, not a curated record. NCBI's taxonomy places the organism in Eukaryota, Metazoa, Chordata, Mammalia, Eulipotyphla, Talpidae.